AUGGUGCAGCCUAAUCUAUUUAUCAAUCAUCUGGUGCCGCAUCCCAUAGGAAAGCUACCCAUCGAAACACUGGAAAUGAUACUCAUUGAAUGUGCCAGGGAUGACUAUAGCCCCAGCAAUGUGUUCACGCCAACUGAACGCGAUGCCUUUCCGGACUGGCUGUACAUCACAUAUGUCUGUCGUCUCUGGCGCGGAAUCUCGCUUGGCUGCCCUCACCUGUGGACUCGCAUCACUACUAAUCUCACUCAUCGAUGGGUCACCGAAUUCUUGGAGCGCUCGCGGAAUUAUCCACUCGUUCUCGAAAUCAGCACCGUCCACUCCCACUUCAGCGAGAUCAAAGCCGUCAUCUCCGCCAAUGCCUUUCGAAUCAAGGAGCUCUAUGUCGGUGACAUAAGGGCAAGAAACAGGGAUUUGAGACGGGAGCUCGAUGGGAGGUUGACCGCCCAUAUGCCCCUGCUGGAGAAUUUUAUUUUGGACACAGAUCUGUACGAAAUACAAGAUGAUCUGUUCUCCGGGCAUGCCCCUCGCUUGCGUCGCCUUUGGCUCGGAGAUGCAAUGACCAGCAGCAUCACGUCUUCCCUACUGGGCAAUCUCCGUGAACUUGUGUUAGGGGAGAGCUAUGAUACAGACUAUCUGCUCAAGCUGCUCCAACACACACCGCUCCUCGAAACUCUCAAGGUCAAAGACCUUGUCCCAGAUCUCCGGUACUCUGGAGACGUUGUACGCCUGCCACACCUCUCCAGGCUGUGCAUCCAAUUGAAUGAGUACCGGCACUUCGUCGACUUUCUCGCACCGCUCCAGAUGCCUCCGACGGUCCACUUCCGGCUUACGCUGUGCGUCAGUAGGGAGUCAAGCUCCGAAGAGGAGUACGGAGCCGCGCUCGACGUAAUGGCUGACCGCAUUCGCGGUAUCAGCAAGUCUUUGGGCCCUUUAUACGCCAAUGUGUAUAUCGAGCCGGAGAAGAACUGGUGUAUCGGUUGGUACCCUAUGCUCCAGACACUCGGCGAUCCUACCGUCGACCGGAUUCCACGGCGCGCACUGCUCGACCACGGGGGCGGC
Heterobasidion irregulare TC 32-1 is the source of this 1059-nucleotide messenger RNA. RefSeq lists its product as uncharacterized. The transcript has a single exon. The record is from RefSeq and is a predicted model, not a curated record. The annotation marks the transcript as partial. Lineage: Eukaryota; Fungi; Basidiomycota; Agaricomycetes; Russulales; Bondarzewiaceae.